AUGGCGAAUGAAACUAAUUCUGCUCACAGUGCGUGUCCGGCAUUGACAUGGUCUAUUGCCCAUGGGGUCAGUAUUGACGUACUCUAUCAGCACCUGAAUGGCGCCAAGCGGAUUCUCAUGGAGUUUAACUCUGCCUACAUCUCGCUUGCGACCUUCCUCCUCCGCCUGCUGAAAAGUCACGCUGUCGUGGAGGCGCGGAAGGUCGACGGGGGCAAACGCUGGGACGACCAGCUCACUCUGCUCUCAGAGCUUGAAUUAUUGCUUGCGCUCGACCUCUCCGACAAAGAAAUAUCUUUGCUGAGCGAGGAUAAUUUUGUCCGUACCCCUAAUUUUCUGAAUCUUAACUUUUCCAACAACAGAUAUUCUACAGUUCCUAUGGGAUUAAAACAGUUGCAGAAACUUCUGUCACUUGACCUAGCGAAGAAUCCAAUGGACUACGAACUUGAAAAUUCUGUAGCAAUCACUUUCAAACCUGAAGAUGCUGAAUUUGUCAGAAUCCAUCUCACAUGGUCCAUCACAGUUCAUGUGUUCCGAGCACAAUAUAUUGGUGUUCAAGCUAAUCCAGAAUGUAUAAUGAGAGUAAAGGACUCCAAGAGCAUGGAAGAAACUCAGAUGAAGUUCUUCAGAGCAGUUUUAAGAGUAACAAGAAAAGUCACAAUAAAAAUUACUGAUUGUGAUGAAGUUAUUCGUGAAUUCAUAUGUAGAAAUGUAGAAUAUGCAUCUACAAUUUAUUGAACUCAAGUAUACAUUUGGAUGGAUUCUUUUAAUUCUUUGUCACUUGAUGAUUCACCACGGCACAAACUGCACAGAUCAAUGUCAUUGUCAGCUUUAUCUCCACGGAAGGAAAUACAAACCGCACAGAAAGAGUUUUCAGGUCCAUUGGGCAAUGCUAUUUUCAGGCAAUAUAGCUAUAAUGAGUUAGGUGUUAUUCCAGGCACUUCAUCAUUAAGAUAUUCACAGAAAUUUGUGAGUGAGUUUCAUAUAGAUCUUGCUGGGACAAAAAAUAGUGCAGAUUUGUUACCAGGGAAGAAUUGGUUAGAUAAACAUUUUGACUUAAGCCAGCUUAUAAAUCCUACUGAGCAACCAAAAAGACAGAAUGAAGAGCCAGAACAUUUCAAGAAAGUUGAUUUGCAUCGUAAAAGGACACAUGAACCAUCAGAUUCAAAUGAGGAUUUUCAAAGCAGGAAAUUGUUCAAAUAUACUCCUGUCAUAAAUAAUGAACUUAAAAAUUCUAAGCCAGAGUUCAAACAGAAUGCAUCCGUUGAUGAUGAAAAUGCAGGUCAUCCUAGAACAGUGACACAAUUACUAUUCGUUAUAGUUCCUUUGCUGCUUGCCGUGUUUGCCACCUUUGGAACACAGUAUGCUUCUUACCAAAAAGUGUGCGAAGCUACAUUAGAUGUCAAAAGUAUAGAAAACUUAUUGAGUUCACGUAUAUAUGGUCAAGAGAAAGCAGUCCAAAGAAUCAUACAAAAUUUUAAGAAUUUCAAUUCCUCUGAUCAAAAUGGUUUGCAUGUAAUUGUUCUUAAUGGUCCAACUGGUGUAGGAAAGACUUACACAGCAACACUUUUAGAAGAAAUAUUCCCGUGGAAACACAAUAUUCACCAGUUUAUAAUGCCGCUGGACUUUGAAAAAUUGUCAGAACGGUCUCUGCAGAGUUAUCCGUUUUGUGGUGAUCAUUUUGUUAUAAUGGAUGACUUAAGAAUUGAAGAUAUAAAAGAUGUUGCGUACAUAGUAUCAUAUCUACAGAGGCUUGCAUCAUCAAAUAAAGUAAUUGCUUUACUCAUUUUUAAAUUUCAUAAGCAACUCUCUGGAAAAGUUAGUGAAAAUGAAGUGUUGGAAAUGUCCAGUGCAGUACAGAAACAAUUAGUAGAGAGAGGUAUUGAUGAUUGCGUGAUGAUUGAUUUUAAAACGUUAGAGAAAAAAGAAGUGGAAUUGUGCAUAAAAGAGGCUCUUAGUCGACACUGGAUUCCAGUUACUGAACAAGCUAUCAAGACAAUAUUGGAUCAAGUUGAUUACCAUAGUGAAGGUUGUAAAAGGAUUUCUAGUAAAAUUGCUGUAGUGAAUGAACUCUGGGUCCGACCACCAUAAUUGUCAUAAAUCUCAACCCAUGAAAUCAGUGCCUACCUUAAUUUUAAUAAUGUGGAGUUGAAAUAAGACUUGAGAUCUCUAUUUCUGUGUUCAUAAAUUAGUAUUUUAACUUUUGUAAUUAUUUUUAAGGUGACCUUUACAAUUUUGAUAUUCAUGUAUUUCAUUAGAUGAACAAUUUAAGAGGGUUAAUGACCUUGCUUUGCUGAAUUUUAGCCAACUUUCCCACACUGUUUGAACCAAAUAUAUGAAGUGUUAUUUAUACUGUGUAUAUUAUUUUUCAAGACCUUGUUAUUAAAAGAAUCUUCUUUUUCUGUUUAGUGUUAGGAAUUUUAAGUACAGUUGUAACUUGCACUGUCUUGUGCCCAGGGGUGUUUCCAAAGGAAAUAUUUCAGUGAUAAUUAAAAGUAUUUUAGAAUAAGAUCAUGUUCAAAUUAUAAAUGCUCAAUGUCUCAAUGUGUUUCCUGUCAUAGUUAUGUAAGUUGUUCACUUUAUCCAAAGGACUCAGGUGUAAUUUGUUGUGUUGUGUUUUAUAUUGAAGCAGUCUGAAGUUAUGAAACACCUAUGUGUUAAAGGACUGAAAAUAAAACAAUUUUGUUUUUAGUCAUUGAUGUAUUUUAUUGCUUCCAUAGAAAAGUUUCUAAUCACUUCAGUUUUUGUACUGAUUACAUCUGUGAUACUCAUGACUUCUACUUCUUUUUCUUGGCCUGUAACUUAAAUCUGUGGACAUUCACUUAUGUUUGACAAUGUCUUUCAUAUUCAGAAUCGGUUGAGCAAAAUGGAUUGUUGGUACCAUCUUUAUUUUUAAUUCUACCCAUAUUUUUACCAAUAAUUUAUACCAAUAAUUUGAAUUUUUAAGUGGUUACAGUAUUCAUAUGCAGUGCACAAUGAUGAAAAUACAGAUCUUGAGGCAUCUCGAGAUUACGCAGACUGGUCACAUAUGAUUUACUUGUGAGAAUUAGAUUUAAUUUUUACUUAAUCUUUAAAAGGUGGGUGAGAGCAAGCGGAGUCCUUCAAGGCAAAUCUAUCUUAUUUUCAUCAUUACAAAAAUUACAGAAGGUUAUGGAGACUGGUAUUCCUUCAUUUUGUUAGCAGACUGCUCCAGCUGAGCAUGUAAAGGUUAUCAUUCACCAUCAUUUUAGACUUGUAUUAAAUGGAAACACAUAAAUUGCCUCUGAGGUGUUUUGAUUGACCUUUCCUGAAACACUAGGAAAAACCACCAUCAUUUAUAUAAAAAUUCUAGGCAAUAAAAGAAACAAAAAUGUAACCUAUGGUUGCUAAUAACUUCAAUGUUAAAGCAACCUUAAAUAACAAAAAUUAACCUAGAAAAUCUGAUUUGAAACUAAAGAGAAAAUUUCUUUAGUAGUAGUGACCAAACAGUAAAAGCUUUCUAUAAAUAAAUUUCAGAGAGUUAAAAUUAAAUGUUGACAAAACUGUUAACUUUAAGCUUCAUCAAAAUUAUCCUGAACAAAUCAUGACAGUGGAAGUUGAUAAUGAGGUUGUGAAACAGACUAUCAUAAGUUUUUAGGAAUAUUCAUUGAU
This is a messenger RNA of Gryllus bimaculatus (two-spotted cricket), 3627 nucleotides long. NCBI's taxonomy places the organism in Eukaryota, Metazoa, Arthropoda, Insecta, Orthoptera, Gryllidae. The record is from the annotation of a GenBank genome assembly.